This is a messenger RNA of Xiphophorus hellerii (green swordtail), 2895 nucleotides long. It is a transcript of the gene sp7, whose product is annotated as Sp7 transcription factor. Gene Ontology annotation, biological process: regulation of transcription by RNA polymerase II. Gene Ontology annotation, molecular function: RNA polymerase II cis-regulatory region sequence-specific DNA binding; DNA-binding transcription factor activity, RNA polymerase II-specific. Bases 117 to 1496 code for a protein of 459 amino acids. The record is from RefSeq and is a predicted model, not a curated record. NCBI's taxonomy places the organism in Eukaryota, Metazoa, Chordata, Actinopteri, Cyprinodontiformes, Poeciliidae. The transcript is spliced from 2 exons.
GAGCGCCUCAAAACGCUUCCCCGCAUUGGAGCCCGACUCCAUCCAAAGUGUCCCGGGACCCAGAGCUGCGCCUCUCCCUUUGCCCUCAGCUUCCUAAAGGAUUUAGUUUCUCAGGGAUGGCCGCAUCUGUUCUGGAGGUAGGGAAUGUAAUUGAAGACGCACGCUAUGGAUCCAGUCCUCUGGCUAUGUUAACUGCUACCUGUAACAAGUUCGGUAGCACCAGCCCCAUCAGGGAUUCAGCUACACCCGGAAAAACCGGCAGCUCUCCAGUGAAGAAGCAGUACACCAUGACCUCUGACCUUCAGACAGCAAAGAACGGGCGGGUGUCGGACAGCAGUGGUCUGACGGACUCCUACACCGGCUCUUUCACCACAGCUGGAGGAGGUGGUGGGUUGCUGAGUCCCACUGGAAGCCCUCCACCUUCGGCUGGGGGGUACACUUCAGAGUACAACCCUUUCUCCCACUCCUUCCAGACCUCUGUGUCCCAGGACCCAUCUCUUUUAGUGUCCAAGACCCAUGCUACCCCGGCCGACUGUCUCACCAGUGUCUACACCUCUCUGGAUAUGACACACCCAUAUGGCUCCUGGUAUAAGGCUGGAAUCCACCCCGGCAUCACUGCUGCUCCAGCCAACGCCACAUCCUCCUGGUGGGAUGUCCACCCCAACUCCAACUGGCUGUCAGCGACACAGCCCCAAGCUGAUGGGAGUCUCCAGGCUUCACUUCAGCCUGUGGCCCCACAGGCAUCCCUGAGUCCCCAGCUCCCGAGUUACAGCUCCGACUUUACACCACUUAACCCAGCCCCAUACCCCUCUGUUGGACUGGGCUCAUCCUCACACCUCCUCCAGCCUUCCCAGCACAUGUUGCCCCAGGACAUGUACAAGCCCAAGCCUGUGUCAAGUGCUGGGCUAAUUGAGAAUUCAAUGGGCCUAAAGCCUGCUAGGGGAUCGGGAGGCUACAGCGGAGGGGCUACACCCAGCCGGUCUUCAUGUGACUGCCCCAACUGCCAAGAGCUGGAGAGGCUGGGAGCGUCUGCCGCCUCCCUGAGGAAAAAGCCUGUGCACAGCUGCCACAUCCCAGGCUGUGGGAAAGUCUAUGGCAAGGCUUCCCACCUGAAAGCCCACCUGCGCUGGCACACCGGCGAAAGGCCUUUUGUGUGCAACUGGCUGUUCUGUGGGAAGCGCUUCACCCGCUCUGAUGAGCUGGAGAGGCACGUGCGCACCCACACGAGGGAGAAGAAGUUUACCUGCCUGCUAUGCAACAAACGCUUCACCCGCAGUGACCACCUCUCAAAGCAUCAGAAGACCCACGCAGACUCCGCAAUGCAGGGCAAAACUGUAGCCGUGGAAGGAGAUAUGGACCCUCGGACCGAAGACACAUCUGAGCUCAACUCCAAUGCCGUACCAACCAAUCCUGUUGCUGAUCAAAUCGCCAAUGGGGAUGAGAAGACCACCACACCUAAUGGAGUGGAAAACAGCAGUGGUUUGUUGGAAAUCUGACUGCCUUAGGUUUUUUCUCUAGUAUUCUCUUCUUUUUGAAAUAAAAACAAACUUUAAACUGAAAACGAAAAGUAAAAAUAUUCAAGACAACGUUUGGACUCAAUAUAAUAAAUGACUGAGCGCACAGUAACCACAUGCAAGUCCAAGAAAAGACAUGCAAGCCUGCAUCCAUACUGCCAAAAUUGUAUGCAGACACACUGCCAAAUACACACAACCAAAACCUUGAUGUAUAUGAGCACAAAUAUUCCAUGCACACGUGCACCAUUUGCAUGCACAAUAAUAACUAUGAGCAAAUGCACAAGCAUAUAUAAUGCAUUCAUGUAUGCACUGGGCACCCACAAAAGUGUUCCUGCUCAGACCCACAUACGAGUAAACAUUCUCAUGUGGACAUUUAGCAGUCUGCACACAUUUUCUGCCUUUUAAAUGAGACAAACCACUGGGGAAAUGUAAUCUGCAAAAGCAGAAGGAAAAAAGCUCCAAGGCUACAAAAGGAAAGAACAAGACUUAUGCUUGGGAUGACGGAGUUGAUGAAGCAUCGCAUGCCUGGAGUGAUAAAAAUCUGAUAUACAACUGCACUCUGAUACCUAUUCAAUAUUCCUGAAAUGGACAAUCUCACUUAGAGCUACUUGUUGUCAGAGAUGCCGUGAUGAAGGUGUUGCUUUGUAUUUGCUGUUCACUUCCUACUUUGUCUAAUUUAAUUUCAUAUUUACAUGAACAGUCUAAUUUAUGUUUUAAAUUAUACAACAAGGGGGAUUAUCUUACAUGUUGGGGAACAUAUUAUACCUAAAGGGAAAUGAAUGGUUGAAGCUGGCCAAGAAGAAAAAAUAUGGUGCAUUAAAUUAAGAUUUUUUUCUCUUAUUUAUUAGUUAUGAGUUGGAAUUUAGGAAGUAUGUUAUUAAAGUUUUAUUUAUAGAUCUUGAAUCUUUUGUGUGCGUUACCUAAUUCUAUUACAUUUUUCAUUGUGAAUUCUUCCACACCAUGCAAAGCAAUGAAUAAAAAGGGCUUACUGGAUUGUUUAAACAUACUAUAUAUAAUAAUAACAAUAUAUAGAUUUUGUUAGGUGAUAUUUUUCUACUUUUUUAUGCAUUUUCUAUUUUUCCUCAUGAAAAGAUGUUUAUUUCACUGCAGCUGGCAAAAAGAUUUAUCAUUUGGUCCACAUAGGAGUUGCCAGUGUUCGCUGUCUUGUUGUGAAAUGUGUUUAGAAGAGGCUGUAAAUAGUGUUAAAGCAGAAAACCUCAGAAAUGUACACAUGUGCGUUGUAAGAUUCCUGGAGCAGAAUCAUGGAUUUAUGGUGCUUUCAAGAGUAAACAAUCUGAAAACAAGUAUUUUAUUUGAUGGUUUUAUUUUCUAUUCAAAAGCAUUCUGACUUGAUUGAUAAAUAAACGAAUAAUUAAAAAUA